AUGGCCACCCUUCAUCCCCCCACAGUCGACGGCCCCUCCCCGACGGCCGCAGCCCCUGAGCCACGCUCGGCAGAUCCCCCCGCCCCCGAUCAAAAUUGGCCCUCCGAUUCUGCCGAUCCCUCCGCACCCGCACCAACCGAUAAUUCUGAACAGGUAAAGGGCGAGGAUGAAAUCCUCUACGGGCAAUCAGCCCAAGCAUCCCAGUCUAACCACAUCCCCCAAUCGCAGCAUUCCGGCGAUCCUUCUCAACCCAAUCCUCAGCAACCAAGUGACCCCACUGCCCUCGCCGCCGCUGCCCUCUACCAACAGCAGCAGCAGCUCCAUUCCCAACAAUCGCAACCUUUCUCCCAGCAGCAGCAACAGCACUACAUGCAGCACCAGGAUCCUUCUGGUCAAGCACCCGCUCCUCCCAACCCCAACCAGGGCCCCGCUGGUCCCUCCUCAAACUCUGGCGCCGGCAGUAAGAUCUUUGUCGGCGGCUUGUCAUGGGAGACCGGAGAAGAGUCACUGCGUCGCUACUUCGAGCAAAUAGGCACCGUCACGGAUUGUGUCAUCAUGCGAGACCGUCACACUGGACAUCCGCGUGGCUUCGGCUUUGUCACUUUUGCCGAUGAUGAUGCUGCCGGUGCCGCAGCAAGCAGAAGGCACGAUCUUGAUGGUCGGCAAGUAGAAGCGAAACGCGCUGUUCCUCGCAACGAGGGCGCACAUCACACCACCAAGUGCAAAGUAUUCGUCGGAGGCCUGCCGUCUAGCUGCGGGCCAGACGAGUUUCGUGCCUACUUCUCGCAGUUCGGAGAGGUAGUUGAUGCCCAAGUCAUGAUUGAUCAUAAUACUGGUAACUCAAGGGGGUUCGGGUUUGUCACCUUCGGAAGUGAAGCCACCGUGAACUCUGUAGUAGGACCAGGAAAGUCAAACACUGAUCAUGAGAUCAUGGGCAAAUGCGUCGAAGUCAAGCGGGCCGAACCAAAGGGCGCGCCUAACGAUAGAAGAAAUAACCGAGAUAACUACAGCUCUGGGGGUGGGGGAGGAGGUAUGCGCGCAAGUGGUGGGAACGCAGAGGGAAUGUCAGGCAGCAAUGCAAACGGAGGUGGCACUAAUGCAGCUGCGGCUGCAGCCGCUGCCUAUUACAGCAACUAUCCCGCGUCGCUAGCUGAGCAGUAUGGCGCAUACUAUAAUAGUCCUCAAUGGCAGCAGUAUUACGCAGCCAUGGGUUACAACUUCAAUGCUUAUCCUCAAGGUUACAAUCCGUACCAGCAGUAUUUGCAAGCUUACAUGAAUAACGCCGCUAACGCCGCGAACGGUGGUUCAGGUGGUGGUACAAUGCCUUCUGGUGGAAGCGGGGAUGCAGCUGGUACUGGGGGAACUGGCGGUGGUGGUACAUCUGGAGGUACUAGUGGAUAUGACAAUAAUCAAGGUGGCGCAGGAAGAUACGGCGGUGGUGCUGGAGGGGACAUAGCAGGUAAUGCUCCUCAAAAUGGACACGGAUCAGGCGGUAAUAAUUCUGGUCCAGGACCGGGGUCGCGCAGGUCAUCGAGAAGAGACGACCGGUACCAUCCUUAUCGCUAA
Messenger RNA from Chondrus crispus (carragheen), 1566 nucleotides. RefSeq names its product Putative Heterogeneous nuclear ribonucleoprotein. The record is from RefSeq and is a predicted model, not a curated record. NCBI's taxonomy places the organism in Eukaryota, Rhodophyta, Florideophyceae, Gigartinales, Gigartinaceae. The coding region runs from base 1 to 1566 and encodes 521 amino acids. Gene Ontology annotation, molecular function: RNA binding. The transcript is spliced from 3 exons.